AUGAAAAAUACUACCACGGGAGGAAUAGUUGUCAAUAGUGAGAGAAAUAAUAGUGGGAUGUCACAUGAUCAGUUUAUGUCGCCGUUAAACCCAAGCAAAAGCCAUUCUCAACCAACUACUUCGACUACAACAGAUGUAUCAGCAUCGUCAUCAACUAUCAACACAACAACAUAUCAGUCCCAACGUACUAGACAACCUCAGUCAAGUUUACAACGCAGCCAGUCUGAGCAUUCACCAGGAUCACAUAGCUCCUCCUCAUUUGAAUCUGGACCUUCACUUGUUGAGAUUUUCUAUUCAGCCAAAAAAUUGUUAAAUUUACAACCAAGGGUGGAAAACCGACAAUUGAGAAAGUCAAAUAGCAAGACACAGCUAAGUCAUAUGAAGAAUAACGUAUCCAACGAUCAGUAUAAUAUCAGUAUAUCACCCGACUUCCGCCAACGGCUGUCAUUGCAUCAUCUGAAUGGUCAACAAGGGAGACAACUCAAUGUACAUCUACUGGACACAAAUGAGGACACUUUUGACUUGCUUUCUCCUUUGUCUAUUGACGAGUUGCAAAACACUAGUGCUAUAAAACCCAUUUUCAAUAAUUCUUCAAAGCGUACAACUGAGAAUUCCACCACAACUAGUCUACCGCUUCAGCAUCAGUCGACUGAUGUCAUGGAUAUGGAAACUGAACAAAAUGCUACAAAUUAUUGCAAGACACCAAAUUCAGACCAAAGCAAUGGCUCGCGAAAUGACUCAAGUGCUUCUGGAACCUCCGCCACUUCGAGUGUAGAAUCUGUUGGGGAGACUACCAAACCUAAAUCCAAUUUAACCUCGUCAUUGUCCAAGUUAAAGGAAUUAAAACAGGAAAACAAGAGACUGACAGAAGAGCCAAAUGAUACCAAGAAAGAUGCCGCCACUGAAGCAACGAAAACUAUAUGUUUUAAUUGUAAAACAGAAAAGACACCAUUGUGGAGAAAAGAUACCGAUGGUAAUACUUUAUGUAAUGCGUGUGGGUUGUUUUUAAAAUUACAUGGUACCACACGUCCAUUAUCAUUAAAGACUGAUGUGAUUAAAAAAAGGAAUUCAAGAAAAUCGUCAACUGGUGCAAUGGCAAAUUCUGCUCCACGUUCAUUGAACAUAGCAUCAGGUCAGUACAUGAACUCAAGAAAUGGUGAUGGUAUGGCUAUAUUUAAGAAGCAUACGCCUAUUGCCAUUGCUCCUAAUAAUAGUGCGGCUGCCUCAUCAUUGCCCAACCAAUUUUCCAAUUCACUUGGUGCAGGCAACUCUUUACAGAAUCAGAGAUUGAAGAAUGUGAUGAUUUUACCAAAGCCAUCAAGUACCACCAGUAUGAAUAACAACUCGGUCAACAACAACAACAACAACAACAACAAGAGUAUACCGAUCCCAAGGAGUCAAAACAAUACUAGCUCCCCGACAUCGGCGACAUCGUCUGCCAACUCGUCGUAUUCAUACUCCAUCAACAGCAAUCAACCCUUUAAGAGGAAAAAGUCAGAGGUGAAUAUACCGGCCACAAUUGAGCAAAAUGGCGUGAUGAGCAUGUCAUUUGCCAAUAGGAAUAGUGUCACUGGGUUUCCUUCUAGUGCAUCUUUAAACCAACAAGCUACAGCCCAUAGUAUGUCCAACAUCCCAUCCUCAAUCAAACGAGCCAACUCCCUUGUUUCUUCAUCUUCAUUGAGCAGAAGGACAUCGAUGGUGAAUAUGUCUAGAAAAAACACAGUGUCAGCAUCAACACCAACAAAUUCACUUACUUCAAAUAAUAUAAAUAUGCUUAACCAAAGGUUUCCACAAUCAAGUUACUUUGAUAGUCCACAAGAAUGUGGUCACCAACAUCCUCAAAUCUCAAGACACAACAGCAACAGCACCAUUAUGCAUAUGAAUAAUAAUAAUAAUAAUAGUAUGCAAACCCAAAGUCACAACAAUUUUGGUAAUAUUGUUGAUAGCGCUGAUACUCCAGGCUCGAUGAAUUCACCAAACUCAUUUUUUGCCAAUGGAUUUAACCUGAAUGAUACGCCAAGCUCUGUCCCUGCUACACCUUUUAAUGUUCUGGUGACGCUUCCAUCUUCAAUACCCAAUACUACAACAACGUCGAUGUUGUCUGCGCAAAUGAAGCAACAGCAACAGAACCAACGUCAACAACAACAACAGCAGCAGCAGCAGCAGCAGCAGCACUACAACCAACAACAACAGUACCACAACCAAUACCAACACCAACAUCAUCAACACCCACAACGUCAAGAGUUCAACAUACCUCCAAAACAAUUGAAAGUCUUGGAACAGUAUAGAGCUAGUAAACCACCCAUAGUGCAACACCAAGGAAUUGAUGAUGAACUAAUCAUGAUGGGCGGCAAUACCAAUUGCGAUAAUAAGGAUAUGAUCCAGUCUAUACUGGAAAGCAACAACAACUCAGAUAUAGUCGAUUCAAAUAUGAGCAUGAUUGAUGAAGAGUUUUUCCGUAACUACACUAGUUUGCACAACGAUGAUGAAGAUGAUGAGGAGGCAUUCGAGAUUCCCGUUUUGGCAUCUGAAGAUAACUCUCAAUUGUCAUCACAAUUGUCAUCACAGUUGCCAUCUAAUCAAAUAUCACCACUGAAGAUUAACAUUGCUGCACCUAAACUGACACAAUUUACAACUACUAAUGAUGCAUUUGCCAUGGCGAACAACGAUGGUAGUGGCAAUAGUACUGCUAACGAUUAUAAAGAUUUAGAUUGGCUAAAGUUUGAAUUAUGA
Molecule: messenger RNA, 2733 nt
Organism: Lodderomyces margitis
Lineage: Eukaryota; Fungi; Ascomycota; Pichiomycetes; Serinales; Debaryomycetaceae
Gene: GLN3
Product: nitrogen-responsive transcriptional regulator
Exons: 1
Coding region: 1-2733 (910 amino acids)
Biological process (GO): positive regulation of transcription by RNA polymerase II; negative regulation of transcription by RNA polymerase II
Molecular function (GO): RNA polymerase II cis-regulatory region sequence-specific DNA binding; DNA-binding transcription factor activity, RNA polymerase II-specific; zinc ion binding
Source: RefSeq, a predicted model, not a curated record